UUCCGAAACUCAAGCUAGCGACAACAGAACUAAGAAAAAUAUUGCGAGAAUAUUAUAAUAGAGUAAUAUGUUAUUUUCAACGUCAGUGAUGCCGGUGAGUUUUCACCACAACCGACAUAUCCCGUUACACGUAACAUACCAACCAAGAGGACGAUGUCGAAGGGGGCUGAGCCACGGACCGCAGGGGCCGGCACAGCACGGACCCCCUGCCUGGUUCAUCGCUCCCGCUGGGGGACCACACCGUCAUCGGGACGCCCUGUGCCUCCCUCCAUUCCUGGAAGAUGUUUUCGGGGUUUGGAAAGAGGUUGCCGGAAUUCCUUCGAACAAAGAAGGUAAAACCAAACCGAAACCUGUUUGGAAAGAUUCGGUUGACUGUGACGGAUUUUUCCCUGAAGAAAUCAGCAUCAACGUUUCGGAUGGGAAAGUUAUCGUUAAUUGCAGACAUGAAACAAAUGACGGGGCCGGGAACGUAGACGUUCGGCAGCUGAAAAGAACCAUCAACGUACCUGAAGACGUCGACAGUGAUAAAAUGACAGUCACUCUCAGCACGAAAGGCUUGGUCGUUAUAAAAGCACCGACAAAAACAGGUGAUAAAGAAACAAGAAAAGAAACUCCGGUCAAAGCUGAAGAGAGCGUGGUGCAAAACGGACAGAGUGAUGACGAAUGCUCGUGCAAAGAUUGUCAGGAGAUUGAUCCAGGGGAGACAACCGACUCGUCAGUUGAUGGUAUGGAUAUCCAGGCGGAAACUCCCGCCGAUCUCACCAAAGAAAAGAUAAUGGAAGAAAAUCCAAAACCAGAAGCACCCGUCCAGCCUGGAAAGAAAGCAUUGGAAAAAGAAGUAAAGAAGACAGAAGAAAUUCCUGAUCCAGAGCCAUUUGAACAGGUGGACAGUGAACAUGAUGACAUGAACACUACAAGAGUGGAAUCCAAAAAAUCUGAGGUGGAGGCGUCUGUAGGCCAACAGCUGGAAAGUGAGCCUCAACAUACAGAUAUACCAAAAAAAGAUUCUACCCACGAAACGGAAAAUCUAAAACAACCAGAAAAGAUAACAGCGGAAACCCUUAUGGAAGAAAAAACAGAGACAUCUGAAGAGCCUGGAAACAGACUAUUCGAAAUCCAUGUGGACAUGAAAAAGUUCAACCCAGACAGCAUAGAAGUGAAGCUGAAUGGCAACGCUUUGACGAUAUCCGGGAAGCAAGAAGACAAAGAUGAGGCAACAGGAAAGGUUGUUUCCAGCAGAGCUGUGUACAGGCGAUUUUAUAUUCCUGACCACGUGAACUGUGAUCUGCUCACGUCAUCGUUGGACAGUCACGGUCAGAUGACCAUCUCAGCGCCGUACAAGACCGAGGAAGAUCUGGCCGAAAAGGUCAUUCCUAUCUCGGUGAACUGAAGGAUGAGGUGGAAAUGUGAAGGGGCGUGGCAAUAGCAU
Molecule: messenger RNA, 1429 nt
Organism: Liolophura sinensis
Lineage: Eukaryota; Metazoa; Mollusca; Polyplacophora; Chitonida; Chitonidae
Exons: 1
Coding region: 68-1390 (440 amino acids)
Biological process (GO): protein refolding; response to heat
Cellular component (GO): cytoplasm; nucleus
Source: RefSeq, a predicted model, not a curated record